Molecule: messenger RNA, 276 nt
Organism: Staurois parvus
Lineage: Eukaryota; Metazoa; Chordata; Amphibia; Anura; Ranidae
Source: the annotation of a GenBank genome assembly
CUCAGGGUAGAAAUACACUGAAAACUGAGCAUUUCCAGUAGCGGCCAACACCGCUCUGUAAAAUCUCCAACUGCAGUGGGGACCAGGGGCGGACUGACAACUCAUGGGGCCCCCGGGCAAUAGGGGAUCAUGGGGCCCCUGUAUCCUUGCCCAAACUCAAAAAAAAAAAAGGUACCAGCCUAUGAAAAAGGUACCAGGGGCAUCUCAUGGGGCCCCCUACUGACCCCGGGCCCUCGGGCAGUGCCCGAGUUUCCAAAUGGUCAGUCCACCCCUGGU